Molecule: messenger RNA, 1534 nt
Organism: Coccomyxa subellipsoidea C-169
Lineage: Eukaryota; Viridiplantae; Chlorophyta; Trebouxiophyceae; Coccomyxaceae
Exons: 7
Coding region: 194-802 (202 amino acids)
Source: RefSeq, a predicted model, not a curated record
UAUCCCACCAUGUUGCAUUGAUCCGUAGGGUACUGUCUUGUGGGUGGGGCGAUUUUUUGUUUGUAGGCCAUCUCGACACUGAUCUAUUACCUUGAAGAUUUUCUGUCCGUUGAAUUGAGCCUUGGCUGAUCAGCCAGGAAGUCUUUUGCCUUUGCAAUAAAGAACUACUUAUCAGCGUUCCCACUUGACAAACAUGAUCCGUUUAGUCGUGCUGCUUGCACUAUGCGCAAUUGCAACAAUAGCAGAAGAUGUCCCGGUCACCUGUGGAAGCGUAAUCAAGCUCAAGCAUGCCGCUACUGGCUUCGACCUGCACUCGCACGAGAUCUCAUAUGGCUCAGGCAGCGGGCAGCAGUCAGUCACUGGCUUCCAGGACACCUCUGAUGCUAACAGCCUAUGGGUUGUCACUGGAGCCCAGGAGGCAGAAUGUGUGCAAGGGACGCCCAUUAAGAGCGGCACCGCUGUGAGGCUGCAGCAUGUAGCCACCAGAAGAUGGCUGCACAGCCACCACUUCCCCUCGCCACUGUCACAGAAUUUGGAGGUGAGCGCCUUUGGAAAUGACAAGGAGUCUGACCAUUUGGACAACUGGGAAGUGCAGUUCUCUGGCUCGCAAUGGCUGCAAGACCAGAAGGUGAAGCUCAAGCACAAGGAGACAGGCGGCUUCCUGUCCAGCAGUGCUGACAAGAGGUAUGGGCGGCCAAUCGGGGGCCAACUGGAGAUCUGCGGGAAGAAGAAGGCAGGCAGAACCGAGGAGUGGAUGGCUACAGAAGGGAUCUUCUUCCCGGAAAGAUCUGAUGUUGAAUGACGUCUGCUAGAUUGUGAUUUAUUCUACCGGAUAAAGUUUCCAAUCGAUGGAUUGGGCUUUUAGCAUUUCUGGCCCAACCAGGAUGGCACCAAUCGUACAAGUGUGAUUGCUCUGUAAUUUCACCAAUGCUCUCCGGUAAGGAUUAGAAAAGGCCCAAACAUACUGUAAUCAAUAGAAGGAACCGAAAGAUCAAGCAAUGAUGAUGUCACAUCAUUUAUGCGCCUUCAGGGGAAUAUGCACUUAUCUCCCCAAUCUCUCGCUCGCCAAUUCCUGACAGUAAGUCCCCGCCAUGACUGCAGAACGGAUCAAACAAAUCCGGUUGUCAUCGCUGAACCACCAUCUGGCAAUCAUUGCAACGGUGGAACAGCAGCACCCUUCAACUUGUUCUUUUCUGCUCGCAUUUUGACCAUCUCAUCCACUUCUGCAGCUGUCUUAUCUGUGUAUUCCACUAGCUUGGUGCCUGUAUAUGCACCAAUGCCUGCAUACAGCACGUGCUCCCAUGGCGACUGCCACACAGGUAAUUUCCUCACUGCAUUGCUGUAGAAUUGCACGCCCACUCCAACGAUGGCUCCGAACACCGCCCCGGACACCAUGGCGAAGUUCUCUGAAAAUACUGCCUACCGUGCUACCUUCUGCCCCGUCAGGCUAGCGUUUAGCAAAAACCUUCCAGGUGCACAGGCUCUGUCCUACUGACGUACACGACUAUGGACCGCUAUGAACUGUCUAUAUUGU